Ogataea parapolymorpha DL-1 is the source of this 873-nucleotide messenger RNA. RefSeq lists its product as uncharacterized. The transcript has a single exon. Lineage: Eukaryota; Fungi; Ascomycota; Pichiomycetes; Pichiales; Pichiaceae. The record is from RefSeq and is a predicted model, not a curated record. Bases 1 to 873 code for a protein of 290 amino acids.
AUGGACGUUAGGGCUGAUAUCGAGGAACAGUUGAGGAGCAAUCCGCAGCAUAUGCUUUUCGGAAACCUUUCCGAUCCUUCUUCACUAGACUCUGAUCUCAAAAGCGUUUUUGAUCAGAUUUUGUCGAAGGCAUUCGAAGGUGUUUCGGCCCGCAAUACUGUCGAUGAGUUACUAAAACAGAUCGACGAGGUAGAGAAUUCCCAAAGACAAUUGGAAGAUGUUGUCUACCAGAAGAUCGAGGCGUCUUUGAGCGAGAACAUCAAACGGGUGCAAAGGGAAUUGGACUGUUUACUACAAAAAGAAAACGGUCAUUCAACAGAAGAAAAUGCAGCAGCAUUCAUAAACGAAAUUAACAAUCCUCGGGCUCUGAUUGAUCACUCUUUGACCAAUAGAGAUCCAAGAUACCACCAAGAUGGAAACAAUCAUGCGCUAGUGCAUAAUGGACUGCAGCCUGCAUCACCGAAAAGCCUGCCUCGCGAAAUAAUAAACUACCGUUUGCCAAGAGGACCCAGGUCGAACAAAAGUCUUACAGUGCGCGAGCUCUAUGAAGUCUGGUAUGUUGGAGACCCCGACAAAGGAAAGCCUUCAGUAUGCGAUAUACUUGAGAGAUAUCCGACUUGGAAAUCCACCGAAACUACCUAUUAUAAUCGACUGAAGCGUGUUGCAAAUUUAAUUGAGGAAGUUUCACGUGACCUAGACGGCGGUCCGAUUGCAGCGCGCAGGCUUGAGGCAGUAAGAACAAUAGAGAUUUUCAUGGAAAAAAACAAAAUUGGAGGAGUCAGUGCAUUGUCUGAUCUUUGUUCGAACCAAAAAGGCGCACCCGGGUUCCAGACGGUCAAGUCAAGGGUGCUAGAAAAUUUCGCAGACUUAUAA